Messenger RNA from Drechmeria coniospora, 1209 nucleotides. RefSeq lists its product as uncharacterized. The record is from RefSeq and is a predicted model, not a curated record. The transcript is spliced from 2 exons. Gene Ontology annotation, biological process: mitochondrial outer membrane translocase complex assembly; protein insertion into mitochondrial outer membrane; establishment of mitochondrion localization. Gene Ontology annotation, cellular component: SAM complex; ERMES complex. NCBI's taxonomy places the organism in Eukaryota, Fungi, Ascomycota, Sordariomycetes, Hypocreales, Ophiocordycipitaceae. The coding region runs from base 1 to 1209 and encodes 402 amino acids.
AUGCGCGAGUUCAUGGACCAUGUCCACGGCGCCUUUUACGAGGCGACGGGUUGGCGGCGCGACAACUCGUACGCGGCGCUGAACGCCACCUCUGAUGCACUCGUCGGCUUCCCGACGCCACGCGGCUUGCGCCUGACGCUCUCGGCGCUGGCGAGCCCCAACUUUGCCACGUCGUACCAGCUCGGCUCCGUCGGCGUCGUCGACGGGUCCGUCUCCUACCUCUUCUCGUCGGUGCCCCUGCGAGCCUUCCUGACGCCGCAGUCGGAGGCGGUGCCGCUGCCCCAGCUCCUGCGAUCCUACCGACCGCUGCCGCCGCUGCUUCCGCCGACGCCCCCGUCCCGCCCCGCCGAGGCGGCUUCGGCAUCGGCCUCGUCCCUGCUCUACGGCCGGCUGUACCUCCCCCAAUCGCGGCUCGAGGCUCUCGUGGUGCGGCGCGUCUCCGCCGCGCUGCAGCUCCAGUUCAGCGCCGUGUCGGCGCAGGACCUGCGCGACGGCGGCACGGCGCUCGGCCUCGCGCAGUACGACGUCGGCCGAUACGCGCUGGACGCGCUCGCCUCGUCCGACGGCGGCCUGCUCGGGCUGCGGGGCCUGUACAACUUUGGCGGCGACGGCGAGGGGUGCGCGGCGGCCGACGGCGACAGGGAGCGCGUGCACGGCCGCUUCAGCGCCGGGGCCGAGAUCUACUACGGCACCCUCAACAAGUCGGGCGGCGUCAGCGUCGGCGGGCGGUUCGCGACGCUGCCGACGCACCGCGGCACGCCGCUGACGGCGACGCUGACGCUGAACCCGCUCAUGGGCAACGUCGCGGCGAGCUACGCCGUCGUCGCCGGCAAGCACUGCAGCCUCGCGUCGCGGCUCGAGUUCAACAUGUUCAGCUACGAGAGCGCCUGGGCCGUCGGCACGGAGCUCUGGAGGAAGCCGUUGACUCGGCCGGCGGCGCAGGCUCGGCAUCCGGGGCGAAGCUUCGCGGCCAAGAUGGCGUGGAGACUGGACGAGCCCCCGGCGCCGACGGCGGAGGUGAAGCGGCGCGGGGACGGCGACGAGUACGCGGGCGUGCUCAAGGCGCGGCUGGACCAGAACCUGCGCAUCGGCCUGCUCUGGGAGGGGCGCGUGCAGUCGCUGCUGUUCAGCCUCGGCAGCGGCAUCGACCUGCGCAGGCUGGACAAGCCCUUUCGGACGCUCGGGCUGGAGAUUCAAUUCUCGUCGUGA